GUUCUGUGAAUUUUUCGUCUCAUUGAGAUGACGUCAGAUUUACGCCAUCAAGUCGUCGCCGAGGCUUAAAGCUGUGAUGGCUUCAGAAGACGAAGUUAGUCUUCUGGUCAUCGUAGUGGACGUGAAUCCAAUAUGGUGGGGGCAGCAAACGCAACGACAACCAGAGUUCACCCUGUCAAAAUGCCUGGACGCUGUGAUGGUCAUGGGUAACUCUCAUCUGAUCAUGACCAGGACCAACAAACUGGCCAUCAUUGCAAGCACCUGUCAGGAGAGUCAUUUCCUGUUUCCCAGUAAGCACUGGAAUUCUGGCGAUGGGGAUGACUCUGCGUCAGCUGGUGGCGAUGGCAAAUAUGAGCUCCUUUCAGUCGCUAAUGACUUUAUGGCAGAGGAGAUAAGGGCUCUCAUAGCACGGAUGGAGGUGAAAGGUCCCCAGACAGACACGUUGUUGGCUGGAUCCCUUGCCAAGGCCCUGUGCUACAUACAUCGUCUGUCUAAACAACUGGCAGCUGGCCAGGACAUGAAGUCCAGAAUACUGGUGAUAAAAGCAGCAGAAGACUGUGCUCUGCAGUACAUGAACUUCAUGAAUGUGAUCUUUGCUGCUCAGAAACAGGGUGUCCUUAUAGAUGCUUGUGUGCUCGACUCCGACUCGGGGCUCUUACAACAGGCUUGUGACAUAACAGGGGGUUUGUACCUCAAAAUACCACAACGGAUUGCCAUCGCACAAUACCUGCUGUGGGUGUUCCUGCCUGACUCUGAGGAGCGCUCCCAGCUGGUGCUGCCUCCGUCGGUCCACGUGGACUACAGGGCCGCCUGCUUCUGCCACCGCAACCUCAUCGAGAUCGGCUAUGUCUGCUCUGUCUGCCUGUCUAUAUUCUGCAACUUCAGCCCAAUCUGCACGACGUGCGAAACUGCCUUCAAGAUCCCGCUGCCUCUGGUCAAGGCCAAGAAGAAGAAAGUCAAGCCAGCGACGUGACUCCGGUGGUCACCUGUAUGCUGUGCCCACACAAGGACCUUUUUUUGGUGUGUAAUUGUAAGGCCUCAGCAGUGGACGAGUCUCGGUGUAGGAGGCUGUGUUCCUGAAGAGGCCCGGAGGUGUUGUCAUGGACUAUUUCAAACGGCUCAGUCAGCAAUUACUGAGAGGUGUUGUGUUCUAAUUCUACUGUACUGCCCCCUCUUUAGGUUAAACUGUACACACGCACGCACACACACACACGCACACACCCUCUCAUAUAUACUCACACACACACACACACACUCAUUUACAUACACACACACACACACACACACACACACACACACACACACACUCUCAUGCUCACACUCUCACAGACACACACACACAGAUACACACACACACACACACACACACACUCUCACACUCAUACUCAUACUCGCUCAUACACACACACACACACACACACACACACACACAUUGUGAACAGGCCAGUGGCUCAUAUUUUUAAGUCCAUUUAGAGAUGCUUGAGUUGUGGGAAGGGAGGGUUGUAAGAGGAAGCCUUCAUUAGUGUUUCCUAUUGUUAUUGUUAGCAUGAGACUUGACCUCUUUUACAAGCACGCCUCUUCCUGGCAGAUAUCAGGUUAUUGCCGAGAGCCGUUGUACUCUUCCCCACUUGCCAGUAUAAUGUGAGUUAUCUGCCCUGACAGAGUGUUUACAAGGGCACCCGUCGGUCAUAGUCUUAAGGCUCUGUUGGGGCAAAUGUAUUGCUUUGUUCAUGUUUCGGAAUGUGUAUUUUAGUUGUCAUUGCUUACCGUUAUUUUGUAAAAAAAAAAAAAAAGGAAAAAACUGAAUAAAGAGCUUGGAAAGCAAAGGUCAUGAAAAGAGAUUUGA
Messenger RNA from Sardina pilchardus (European sardine), 1846 nucleotides. It is a transcript of the gene gtf2h3, whose product is annotated as general transcription factor IIH, polypeptide 3. Gene Ontology annotation, biological process: regulation of DNA-templated transcription; nucleotide-excision repair. The coding region runs from base 77 to 973 and encodes 298 amino acids. The transcript has 13 exons. NCBI's taxonomy places the organism in Eukaryota, Metazoa, Chordata, Actinopteri, Clupeiformes, Clupeidae. The record is from RefSeq and is a predicted model, not a curated record. Gene Ontology annotation, cellular component: transcription factor TFIIH holo complex; transcription factor TFIIH core complex.